This is a messenger RNA of Cokeromyces recurvatus, 2643 nucleotides long. RefSeq lists its product as uncharacterized. The record is from RefSeq and is a predicted model, not a curated record. The transcript is spliced from 8 exons. NCBI's taxonomy places the organism in Eukaryota, Fungi, Mucoromycota, Mucoromycetes, Mucorales, Mucoraceae. Gene Ontology annotation, molecular function: protein binding; peptidase activity. Gene Ontology annotation, biological process: glutathione catabolic process; proteolysis. Bases 1 to 2643 code for a protein of 880 amino acids.
AUGGAUUCUCCCUAUUUAAGAACUGAAAGCCCAACACCAUUAGGAAAUCUUUCACAAUUGUCCAAUUUACAGCCUUUUUAUCCGACACGUUGUAUUCACACUAUUUCACAAGAAGAUAACAACUCUGUAUUAUCAUUAGUAGCAAGUAAACACUAUUUAUUUAGUGGAAGUCAAAGUUCUCAAAUUCAUGUAUGGGAUCUUCAAACAUUCACUCUAGUCACUGUUUUGAAAGGUCAUCGAGGCAGUGUUCUGGGUUUAACGUUAUCCAAAGACGAGCAAUAUCUAUUUAGUAGUUCAGGUGACGGAUCUGUUAGAGCUUGGGAUACAGAAACAUUAAAAUGCACUCAUCUUAUUCAAUCCUGUCAUGAUGUGGGUGAUAUAUUUUCAGUUUGUUAUUCAGAUACAAACAAUACUAUUUAUUUUGGGAGUCAAAAUACAAGUAUUCAAUGGUAUAAUUUUGCAGAUCCUCAGACGACCCAUGUUCUUGUUCCAAUCUUAUCUCGUAAAAGAGACAAUUGUAUUAAUUUUUUUGAAGAUAAUGACAUUGAGGAAGACAAAGAAAAUGAACGUCUGCAGGAAGAAUUAGAUAAGUCGGUUAUUAAAUGCGUCAUUCGUGAAAAAAACAUCUGUAGCAAUGCACACGAUGGAUAUGUAUAUUGUCUGUUACACGCAAACGAUAUUCCUAAUAUUAAAGGCGAGGUUUUAAUUAGUGGUUCUGGCGAUGGUGAUGUUAAGAUCUGGCUUAUUGAAAAAAAUGGAAUUCGACUUUUACAUACAUUAAAGGGAAACCUAGACAAAGGGAUUUUAUGUCUUUCACUGUCAGAGGAUGGCUAUCUAUUUUGUGGGGUUCAGGGCGGUGAUGUUCAAAUAUGGGAUUUAGAAACACUUCAGAUGAUUCGAUCUGUUAUGGCUCACACUGAUGAUGUUCUAGCCAUUGCUAUUAGAGGCUCUGGUUUUAUAAGUGCCUCUGCUGAUGGAUCUAUAAAGAUUUGGAACGAAGGAUUCCAAUUCCGAGAAAGUUUAGUUGAACAUGAUGGUAUUGUCUUAUCCCUAUCAACGAAAAGUAAUUAUUUAAUUUCUGGAAGUAACGAUCACACUAUCAAGUUUUGGGAUAUGCCCUCGUUAUCUUUUCCCUCCUUUGAGACCUUUAGGAGACCUAGUGUUGCCCUUUUAGAGACCCCAUCUAGUGAUACUAUGCUAUAUGUAUUAGAAAAAUGGAUUGCUAUGCGUACUGUGAGUGGUGAUUCUAGAUAUUUUGAAGAAUGUAGAAGAGGUGCAAGAUUUCUUAAAAAUAUUUUGCAGCAACUGGGUGCAGUGAGUCGUAUGAUUCAUGGGGCAAGUGGACGCAAUCCCCUUGUGUAUGGUAAAUUUACAGGUAAACGAUCGACAUCGAAUCAGAAAAAGACCCCUACAGUACUGAUUUAUGGUCAUUAUGAUGUGAUUGCCGCCGAUAAUGAGAAAAACCUAUGGGAUAGUGACCCUUUUAGAUUAACAGGAAGAAAUGGAUAUCUUUAUGGACGUGGAACGAGUGAUAACAAGGGUCCUAUCCUUGCUUCUAUAUUUGCUGUAAAUGAAUUGUUGAAAGAGGGCCUCUUAGAUGUCAAUGUUAUAUUUUUAAUUGAGGGCGAAGAGGAAAGUGGAAGUGCGGGAUUAUAUGAAGCGAUCGAGAAAUAUAAAGAACUAUUCGAGGAUGUGGAUAUGAUAUUACUCAGUAAUUCAUAUUGGUUAGGUGAGGAUGUUCCUUGCAUCACCUAUGGUCUUCGUGGUGUCAUUCAUGCAACUGUCACCAUUUGUAAUUCACGACCUGAUCUUCAUUCAGGUGUAGAAGGGGGCGCAGUCUCGGAACCCUUGAUGGACCUUAUUCAUGUAUUAGGGAAACUGGUAGAUAAGAAUAAAAGAGUGCUUAUCCCCGGCUUUUAUGAUCAUGUAAGACCUUUAACAGAGGCUGAAGAAAGAUUAUACGACCCGAUUGUUGAAUGGAUGCAUACCUCAGAGACAGCUCAAUCAACCAGCACCAGGGCUCAUCACUCCACUAUUGCCUCUCAAAAAUCAACUGUCAGUAAAGAGAUGCAAUGCAAACUUAGAAUGAGUACAGAUGAUGAUAAUGAAAAAUUAGAUCCCAUCAAGUUAAAGCAACAGCUUAUGUCACGUUGGAGAUAUCCUACCUUUACAGUCCAUACAAUUGAUGUCUCUGUUAAUAAUCCAACUAUCAUCCCUCGUAGUGCUAAGGCUGCAGUUAGCAUGCGUGUUGUACCAGACCAAAAUAUAACUGACGUCUGUGCACAAUUUGAAGACUAUGUAUGUAAAGUAUUUGCUGAAAGCACUCAAUCAGACAAUAAAAUAUCAGUCACGAUUGAAAAUGUAGCAGACUACUGGCUUGGUGAUUUGAAUAGCAAAUACUUUAAAGCAGUUGAAAGGGCAAUUGAAGAAGAAUGGAAUCUAAAGCCAUUAUAUAUUCGUGAAGGUGGUUCUAUCCCUGCUGUACGUUGGUUAGAAAAAUUUUGUGAUGCACCUGCUAUUCAUAUCCCCUUUGGUCAAUCCUCUGAUCAAGCCCAUCUGCAUAACGAAAGAAUUCGAUUACUAAAUCUCCAUGCUGGUAAACGUAUUAUAAAGAAGCUAUUAACUGCAUUAGCAGACCUGUAA